Messenger RNA from Adineta ricciae, 1065 nucleotides. The record is from the annotation of a GenBank genome assembly. Lineage: Eukaryota; Metazoa; Rotifera; Eurotatoria; Adinetida; Adinetidae.
AUGCACCUUCCUUCUUCCCUACGUGAUCGUUCAUUCUAUGCCAAAUUUUACAGUCGUCAUCCAUCUGAAAUCGAAAUCAUCGACAAAACACAACCACCAUCAUCUGCUCUACGAACAUUAUCCCAAAGUCCAACAACAAUUAUACCAAUAUUGUCAGAUGUGACAUCCAGUCAUACUUCAGGCUUUUUCUCAUCCUCAGAUUGUUCAUCAUCAGAGUCGACUAGUUCACAUACGAGACGUCGACGGACAACUGCACCCACCAUACAGGAACGUUUAAAUACAUAUGAAUCUGCAUGCAUUCGUCCGAAUCUACCGUUACCAUCAUCACCGUCGAGCAAACAGACAACUCCAUCAAUUCCGAACCUCUCAUCUCCAUCUCUAGUCAAUCCAAUUAACUCUCAACAAACAAAAAAUCCAAUGAAUUUAACCAAGAAUGAUCCAUCUAAAUCUAAUGUACCUGUACAAGACAAUUCAUCAUCAUCAUCAUCAUCAUACUCAUCAUUGUCACCAUCGUAUUCGAUUGUCAAGAAUAAAACAACAUCAUUAGAUUCAUCUAAACGAUAUCUAUCAAAAUCGACAAGUCAACUCUGUGACCAAUCAUUAAAUCAUAUUAAAGACGAUCAGGGAUCUUCAUCUUCAUCGUCGAGGAAUAUUCUCGAUGUAAUACAAGAAGAACUAUCAGAAAUUCGUCGCGCUGAUCAUGAUUUGAAAAAAAUGUUUCUUUCAAUUUACGGUAAAAUUCAGAAUAUUCAACAGAUCAAGUCCAAUCCAGUAUAUCCCCAAAAAGGUCAACGCUAUCAUUAUCUGCGUUCUGAACGACCUUCACGUUUAAUCACACAUUGCUGCUAUUCGAGUAACAGUGAUAUUCGUCGAUCAAGUUGUACUCACCUUAAUCGAAAAUAUGCACUUCAUUCCGCUGUUGUACUACGGAAUCGUAUGAGCAAUUCGCGCGUCACAUCAACAGCAGACAACGACAGUUAUGUCGAUACAGAUUCCUUGUCUUCCUCGUCUGAUAGUGGGACAUGUAACUCAUCCGUCGAUAAUGUACCUUGUGGUGAUGCAUGA